AUGGAUCGUGUUUCUGUGUUCAUCGUGGGUCUGUGCCUGGCUGGCAUGGUAUCUGGAGAAGAUGAAAUAAUCCCUGCUGUGAUUGGAGAAGAUGUUACUCUGCCAUGUGAGGCUAAGGAACGCUUUCCCUUUAAACUGGUGGAAUGGAACCGACCAAACGGAGGAAACACAGAAUUUAUUCUUGUUUUCAAAGAAAAGAAAAUAAGUAAAAGUGAUACACCAGACCGCUAUAUGGGUAGAGUAGAGUUUAAGGACCUACAGAAAGGAAACGCGUCUCUGGUUCUGAAGAAUGUGACGGCUGAAGAUGAAGGAAGAUAUGAGUGUUAUGUUGAGAAAGCAUCAAACCGCAGCAAGAGAUCCAUUGAACCUAUCAGCACCAUCUACCUGGAUGUUCCUCCUCCUCUCCCUGAUGUUCGUCCUCCUCCAGGAAACAUUGGACUGAUUGUUGCGCUGGCUUUUUUUGCUCUGGUUGUUGCUGUUUUUGCUGCGUUUGUUGUGAAGAAGAAGCAGAGAUCCUCUCCUCCUCCUCCUGAUAAAGAAGCUGAGAAGCCUCUUCAGAUCCAACCAACAGCAGCAGAUCCCAGCAUCCCAUAA
This is a messenger RNA of Cyprinodon tularosa, 594 nucleotides long. Its product is annotated as sodium channel subunit beta-2-like. Gene Ontology annotation, biological process: cellular response to lipopolysaccharide; negative regulation of T cell proliferation; cell surface receptor signaling pathway. The transcript has 3 exons. The record is from RefSeq and is a predicted model, not a curated record. Lineage: Eukaryota; Metazoa; Chordata; Actinopteri; Cyprinodontiformes; Cyprinodontidae. Bases 1 to 594 code for a protein of 197 amino acids. Gene Ontology annotation, cellular component: external side of plasma membrane.